Carica papaya (papaya) is the source of this 399-nucleotide messenger RNA. Lineage: Eukaryota; Viridiplantae; Streptophyta; Magnoliopsida; Brassicales; Caricaceae. The record is from RefSeq and is a predicted model, not a curated record.
AUGUUUGCACAAAGCCUUAGUCUCAGUGUGUUAAUUGGACACGUUCCUCCACUCGGUGGUGGUGACGGUGAUGGAGGUGGUGGCAGGGGCUGCGAUGGUGGUAGCAUUGGUGGUGUUGAUUGCGGUGGUGAUAUUGGUGGUUGUGAUGGUGGUGAUACUGGUGCAAACGGUGGUGGUGCUAAUGGUGGUCGAAUUGGUGCAAAUGGUCUUGUUGGUGCAAAUGGUGGUGGUGCUAAUGGAGGUCGUGUUGGUGCAAAUGGUGGCGGUGGUGAUGAUGGUGGAUGCAUUGGUACAGUUGGUGGUUUUGAUGGUGUUACCAUUGGUGGCGAAAUUGGUAAACAUGGCGGUGUGGGUGGUGGCACUGAAGGCAUUGGGGCGAUGGUUGGUGGUAUUUUAUGA